AUAUAAAUAAAACGAAAACUUUCCGGGCGGGCAAUUCACUUAUGUUGAGUCUUGACCGAGUCCUCUCGUCGGCCGUCUCCGGUGGAAGUGAGAAAGUGGAGGAAGAAAGUAUGCAUUUCUGGGUGAAAGCUUCUCCCUCCGAUUUCAGUGGAACUCUUCCCAGACCUCGCAGUGGCCACUCUGCGGUCAGCAUCGGGAAUUCGAAGGUCGUCGUCUUUGGUGGCCUCGUCGACAAGAAAUUUCUGAGCGAUAUUGCUGUCUUUGACAUCGAAAAUAAAGUAUGGUUUCAGCCAGAAUGCACCGGCAAUGGCUCAGAUGAACAAGUUGGUCCCAGCCCACGAGCUUUUCACAUUGCUGUUGCAAUUGAUUGCCACAUGUUUGUUUUUGGUGGACGUUCAGGUAACAAAAGGAUGGGUGAUUUCUGGGUUCUAGACACUGAUAUCUGGCAGUGGUCAGAGCUAACUAGUUUUGGUGACUUGCCUUCACCAAGGGACUUUUCUGCUGCUUCUUCUUUUGGGAACCGGAAAAUUGUCAUGUAUGGGGGCUGGGAUGGUAAAAAGUGGUUGUCAGAUGUAUAUGUCCUGGACACAAUCUCGCUUGAAUGGACUGAACUUUCAGUUUCUGGAUCACUGCCUCCACCAAGAUGUGGCCAUACGGCAACUAUGCUUGAGAAAAGGUUGCUCGUCUAUGGUGGAAGAGGAGGUGGUGGCCCAAUAUUGGGUGAUUUAUGGGCUUUAAAAGGACUCAUUGAAGAAGAGAAUGAAAGCCCUGGAUGGACCCAGUUGAAGCUUCCGGGUCAAGGUCCUUCUCCCCGUUGUGGCCAUUCUGUUACAUCUGGCGGACAUUAUCUACUGUUAUUUGGAGGGCACGGGACUGGUGGUUGGCUCAGUCGCUAUGACGUUUAUCACAAUGAUUGCAUUGUAUUGGACAGGGUAACUGCUCAGUGGAAACGGUUGCCUACUGGAAAUGAAGCUCCUUCAGCACGGGCAUACCAUUCAAUGAACUGUAUUGGAUCACGUUAUUUGUUGUUUGGCGGCUUUGAUGGGAAAUCGACCUUUGGCGAUCUCUGGUGGUUAGUUACUGAAGAGGACCCCAUUGUGAAGAGGUUGUUUUCCUCAUCAACUGACAAUCUCCCUCAAAAUACAGAUGAGACAUCGUUGAAUGAAGGUUCCAAGUCGGCACGGGAGGAUUUUCAUGGGAGGCAGAAUGCAGUCGUAGAGUUAGGAAAAAGUUUGGGGAUUACUAUCUCAUCCUCUAAUCCUGGAAUUCCAGUUCUAAGUGAGAUGGAGGACAAAGAAUUCCUUAAUCUAGCGUAUAGUUUAAGUGAAGUCAAACCUUCUAUCACCGGGCAGGUCACACAUAUUGAGGCCAUCCAGGCACUUCGGAAUCACUGGAGGAAUUCUAAUCCUAGGUUAAUUCCACUGAAAGAUCUUGGGCCCUUACUUCGUGACUACCAUCGCUUGAUCACGAAUAGUUACUUUGCAAAUGAUGGGCCUCAAUCAGAGUUCAUUAGUACCAGUUUUCCUGGAAAAGACAUUUAUCAAUUUUACCAUAUUAACAACUUCCGUCAGUUGCGUAUGGAUGAUAUCCCUAAGCUGUUGGCAGAGUACAAACAGCUUCUACUUGAUUAAUGGUUUCGCGACGUAUUUUCUCCUCAGAAAUCAAGACCACUUCUUUAUACGAAUGUACAUGUAUGCUUUGGUGAUAUUGAUCUGUCGGGUUGAGUGCUUUCAGAUUGCUGAAGUUUUUCGCUUUUGCUUUUGCUUUAAAACUCGCUUUCCAUUUCCUUCUCUGUAACUACAAGUUGGUUUUCGUGGGAAAUAUCUGAUGGGGAAUAUACUUGCGAAAUGCAGAAUUUGAGUGGAAAUUGUCAUAUAUAUAUAUAGCUCAUCAACAAUGUGUAGGUAA
Molecule: messenger RNA, 1908 nt
Organism: Momordica charantia (bitter melon)
Lineage: Eukaryota; Viridiplantae; Streptophyta; Magnoliopsida; Cucurbitales; Cucurbitaceae
Source: RefSeq, a predicted model, not a curated record